AUGUUUCCUCUUGGCUAUCCGUUGCUCGUGUCAAGAGCUAUCUUUAGAGGUGUCUUGUUGAGACGUUGUGUGCGACUGCAGAGUGGGAAGUCCAGGUCCUCGUCGCAGAAUAAGUGGUUGGACAGGCAGAGCAAUGAUCACUACACCAAAGAAGCUAAAUUACAAGAUUUCAAGUCGAGAGCUGCGUUCAAAUUAAUUGAGAUUGAUGAUAAGUUUCAGCUAUUUAAAAGAAAUCAACAUCAGAGUAUUUUGGAUUUGGGUUUUGCUCCAGGUGCUUGGUCACAGGUGGCCAGAAUGCGAUCGAACGAGAACAGUGUGAUUUUAGGGGUAGAUAUAUUAGCCUGCAAGCCUCCAAAAGGUGUCAAUUCAAUUCAAGCAAAUAUUCUCUCCAAAAAAACCCAAGAGUACAUCAGAUGGUUUUUUAGAGAUAACUUCAACUUGAAUAGAGUGGAUACACUAGAUAAAGUGAAAGGUUUUCUGCAUGACGAUGACAAUAAUAUAACGAACAACAAUAGUCAGGAUGCUACUUCUCCCGAAAAUUUUGAGAAUACAGUAAGAUCACGAUAUCCAGUUGACGUGAUCGUUAGUGAUAUGUAUGAUAUAAGCAGUCCUAAUACGGGUUAUUGGAAUAAUCUUACUAACAUGCCAUAUUACAGGCUCGCUAAUACAACAGGAAUUAAGAUAAAAGAUCAUGAGCAAUCGAUCGAUCUUUGCGAUGCUGCUCUGGUCACGGCAAUAGAUCUACUGAAGCCAGGGGGUGCUUUUGUUUGUAAAAUAUACACUGGUAAAUCAGACGCUGAUUUUAAGAGAAGACUACGACAUGUGUUCAACAAAGUAGCCAGUUUUAAACCACUGGCUUCGAGACAAGAAUCAAAGGAGACAUAUUUCGUAGGGUUACAGAAGAAAGCUAACGUAGAUAAAUUAAAGGUUUUCACUGAAUAA
This is a messenger RNA of Tetrapisispora phaffii CBS 4417, 942 nucleotides long. It is a transcript of the gene MRM2, whose product is annotated as 21S rRNA (uridine2791-2'-O) methyltransferase. Bases 1 to 942 code for a protein of 313 amino acids. Gene Ontology annotation, molecular function: rRNA (uridine-2'-O-ribose)-methyltransferase activity. Gene Ontology annotation, biological process: RNA methylation. The transcript has a single exon. The record is from RefSeq and is a predicted model, not a curated record. NCBI's taxonomy places the organism in Eukaryota, Fungi, Ascomycota, Saccharomycetes, Saccharomycetales, Saccharomycetaceae. Gene Ontology annotation, cellular component: mitochondrion.